AAUAUUGUAUUGUGCCACAGGUUGUCAGGAAUAAAUAUCAAAAGGCGAGGACACUCUAACCUUAUAUCUCAACAUUUAAGUCAAUUACGUAACCACUAGUGGACUAGUUGGCUCGUGGAACGUCAGGGAAGAUGGCUGAGCCUUGGAAUCGAGGACAUGGCGGCGUGGAUGAUAUGUUGGAUGCAGAGAAUAAGCUUCUGGCGGAAAACUUGGCAUCUAAAGUCUCCAGACUAAAAUCGCUUGCUUACGAUAUUGACAAAGACGCGGAAGAGCAAAACACCUACCUGGAUGGCAUGGACUCCAAUUUCCUGAGUGCCACUGGUCUGUUGACAGGCAGUGUGAAGAGAUUCUCCACUAUGGUGCGCUCCGGCAGAGAUAACCGCAAGAUCCUGUGUUAUGUGUCAGUGGGGCUGGUGCUGGUUUUCUUCCUCCUGUACUAUCUGGUGUCCAGGGUCCAGAACUGAUCACUUCACUCUUCAGUGUGGGGAGGCUGACAUGUAUCUCAGUUUUAUGAGAUGUAGCCUUCAUUUCAGUGGGUACUCUGUUGUUUACAUUCCUAUGGGUUUUAUGCUAUUAUCGAUGUCCAGAGGGAUAGCUGGCGUGUCUGUGUAUGUAAUGUAUGACAGCAUGGGUAAUCGGGGAUAUCCAGUAUUCCCUGUUCAAGGUCUCACAGUCAUGACCUUUAGUCACGCAGAGAUGUUUGCCUUGGGCCACUGCAACAGUAAGUCUGUAGUGAUAACCCACAAAAGCUAUUUAAAUUGUUAUUCAAACCUUUUAAAUAGUAUAAUUUGCAAAGACUUGAUUUUAUUUAGACAUCAUUUUGAUAUCAUAUUGGGAUGAUGGUUCGUAGUGUAAAUAUUUGGUGAUGAUGGUAAUGUGGUAAUAUGGGUUCCUUGAGUUACAAAUCCUUCUUAAUUAUGAGAUCAUAUGUGUGGUCCUCAGAUCCCCCCCGAACAUUCGAACUACCAAAAAUGUUUAUUUAUUUGUUACACAAACAGUAAAGAUGGGGGUUUUUUCAGUUUGUAUAGAAUGAAUAUUUUUAAUAAAUAAUAUUCAAUUAAAUGUAUGAAGUUUUAAAAUA
Molecule: messenger RNA, 1081 nt
Organism: Clupea harengus (Atlantic herring)
Lineage: Eukaryota; Metazoa; Chordata; Actinopteri; Clupeiformes; Clupeidae
Gene: bet1l
Product: Bet1 golgi vesicular membrane trafficking protein like
Source: RefSeq, a predicted model, not a curated record